AUGAAAGAAUCUUAUUGUAUAGUAGAUAAAAGAGUAACUCCUUGCACAGAGCCAAGUGGUUACCAAAAUGAUAAAAGAGGUAGAACUCAAUUCUUUUGUAGAUGCGCAGUUUGCGGAAAUAAAAAAGUUAGAUAUGUAAAAAUGGGGACGGUUUCUCAAACUGGAACUGGAAAAAGGAAAACAAAAAAGAAGUCACAAACUAAUAAGCCCGUCUGAAGGGGCGGGCGUCUUUGAUAUUCACAAAUUGAUUGGAAAACUUCCAAAACCAAAAGCAGGAUGGACUCCAGGUUCUUAUAAAUAUAUGGGACCCUACAAUCCUCUAGACAAACAAUUAAGUUAUAAUCAUGAAACCGGAAAAGUGCCAGAGUGGAAAGUUAAACCGUUUAACAAAGUCGAUGAGAUUGCAGCUUAUCACGAUAUUUGUUACGACAUGGGAAGAAACAAAGGUGAUUGCGAUAGAGAGAUGGUACAAUCAUUGGAUGAGAUACCAUAUGGUGAAAUGCCAAAG
Porites lobata is the source of this 508-nucleotide messenger RNA. Lineage: Eukaryota; Metazoa; Cnidaria; Anthozoa; Scleractinia; Poritidae. The record is from the annotation of a GenBank genome assembly.